Penaeus indicus is the source of this 1997-nucleotide messenger RNA. RefSeq lists its product as uncharacterized. The record is from RefSeq and is a predicted model, not a curated record. The coding region runs from base 318 to 1838 and encodes 506 amino acids. The transcript is spliced from 12 exons. NCBI's taxonomy places the organism in Eukaryota, Metazoa, Arthropoda, Malacostraca, Decapoda, Penaeidae.
ACGAAGGAGAGGAAAGGUGUGGCGCUCCCGCAGCCACUUCCAGCGCCGCCUUGCCCGCUCUCCCCCCGCAUCGGGCUUUCGACCGCUGGCUCUAUCGACUCUCUGACCGGUGCAGUGGCUUCGCGGGUGUAAAAUUCUCACUGUGAAAAAAAAACAAGGAAAGAGAGAAAAAAAGGGAGAACUAGAAGGUGUUGGAGAGUGACUUUAUUUUGUCUUGGAAGCAGAAUACCAAAUUAAAUAAAUACUAGACAAGAGAUCUCAUGCCUGUGAAACCACGUGACAGUAGACGGUAGUUUCGAUAACGUCACACAAUCAAAAUGUCACGUCCCAACAGCUCAGCCGGGAUGGGCGGCCGGUGGGUCGUGAGCGCCAGCCCCGACGCCCCCGGGGGAAUCUCCUUCAAGGACUUCCUGCCGAUGCCGGACCCCGAUCACUCGACCUGCUGUACUCGCCAGUACUAUACCUUCAGCGAGACCGUGCAGCUGGCCAACGAGUGGCUGGGGCGCUACGAGGGCGCGCAGGUGGUCGCCUGCGAGACGCUCUCCUUCGUGGCCAGCGACGCCCCGCGCUCAUGUCUGGCGGGUCCCUGGCCCUCCGCCGCCCACCUCAGCGGACUGCGGGUGUGGCUGAAGAACCCUGAGUACGACGAGGAGUCGGGCUCGGCCAAGGGCCUCCCCGGCCGCGUCCUGCUGAGCUACCGGGACUUCACGCCGCGUCUGGGCGGGAAGUCGCUGUUCAGCCGAGGCUACGAGGACACGCUCGUGCUGCUGGGGCGCCUCAAUGAAUACAUCAGGGACAGAGUCACUCCCGCGCGGAUCCUCUCGGUUCACACGCUGGAUGCCCCUAUGGAUGGACUCUUAGACGUCGGCGCUGACACAGAGAAGUCGAGGAUAUCCUACGCGCAGCAUGGCUUUACGAGGUACUGCCGCUUCCUGCGUGUGUUUUCGGUGACCAGGUAUCAACACGGGCCCUUGGAUGGUCCUGCUCCCAAGAUCAAGGUCAGACUCAAGGAUUUCCAGCCGAAAGCAGAGGACAGAUCUGGCAGUGAGCGACUUUCAAAUCUUAUAAAGCGAGCACUUCAAUGGUGUGCCAUGACGCCAUAUAUCAGCGUUUUGAACUUCCAGGUGGUACCUCUCCGGGCCGGGGCAGAGAACACCGUCGCCUCCACGUGGGUCCUUGAGAGUCCUGGCCACAUCGCGAACAAGUUUUCUUCCUUCGUUCGCGUCAUCUACACCACCGAGGCGUCUAUGGAGGAAAACUCCUCUGCGUCGCUUCCCAACAACGCCCAGGAGAGCAGCGACCCCGCCAUCGAGGCCGAGGAAGGAGGCGGCGAGAAGGAGGAGGAGGAGGACGAGGACACAGGUAAAAUUGACGGCGAAGAGAAGACGGACGGCGGUGGCGACGACUCGGGGAUGUUCCUGGAAGCGAAAUCUGCUAUGAAUGGCAGCUCGAAAGCAGACACAAGCCUCCCAGGAGCCGUGCGGGAUGCAGCGCCUGCACUGGCGGGGUCGUCCCAGGUCAUUCACUGCAAAACCUUCAUCCCUCGCCUCGUGUCCAGUGGAGGGCUGUGUGGCAGUGCGGAGUGGGAGAAUAUGAGAGAGCUGCUGGAGAGACUCAACGCCUGGGUCGUGGCUUCGGAGGGCAGCUUGGUCACGCUGCAGACUCACCUCGUCUACGCCUCAGGUAAUGAGGUCCGCCCGGAAGAGACGCGGUGGGCGAGGCCCGUGAGGAACGCGGAGCAAGUGGGCGUCCUUCACGCCAUUGUGCAGGGAGGCCGCCCUCCCACGGCUUUUCCUUCCGCCCCCCCUCUGCCCUCCCGGAAGUGUGCUAUCAUGUGAAAUUUGUUGAGUGGGAAACGUGAAUAAUUUAUAAUUACUGGUUAGAUCAAAAUGGAAUAUAUGUUAUAUAAUAAUCAAAUAUUAAUGUAUAAAUGUUUUUUUCUGUGAAAUCGUUGGAAUUUAAGAAUAUAUGUUAAAAAAAAAAACAGAAUUUGGGAU